Molecule: messenger RNA, 2004 nt
Organism: Dovyalis caffra
Lineage: Eukaryota; Viridiplantae; Streptophyta; Magnoliopsida; Malpighiales; Salicaceae
Source: the annotation of a GenBank genome assembly
AUGAAAAAGAGGUGGUACUUUGAUGUUUUGCUGGAGAGAGGACUCACAAGUUGGGUGACUGUGGAAAUAUUGUUGCAACUAAGGGAAUUUUUUUAUGUUGGACGAAUGUUUUUUAUGAGUUACUUGGUUAAGGAACAAUUUAUUAAUGGCGUUCAAUGCAAGAACGUCAAUGGCGGUCACAUUACUGCAAUUAUAAGGACAUUAAUGAAGAUUAAUGCAAUCAUUCAACCUAAUGACAGAGAUUUCUUUACAGCAAGAGCUAAGGUAAAGGCAUCAAAAGCAGCAGAAAACACGAGUUUAAAGAUUGAUCCCGUAUGGGUUUUGCUGGAUAAAAUCGUUUCUUUUAUAAGGGAAGAAGCUAUGAAGCGUGUUAAAAAGGAUAAUUCUACUAGGGUUCAAGUUCAACGUGAUGGAAACAGUGAUGAUCACUAUACAUUAAAGAAGAAUCGGCCUUUGCAAAUUCUGGGUUUUCAAGAAUUCCUUGGUCAGCUUAAUUCCAUGGGAAAUGAAGAAGAAGGCUUACCCACAAGAAAAGAGACCAGAGUAGGAGCAAGUAGCAGUAACACAAUCGAUCCUACAGUUCAAAUGGUUGGGAGUUCCACAGAAAUAACUGAGGAUAAUCCAGAGGGACAACACAGGAGGCACCGAGAGCUCAGCUUAGAGAUAUCAUCAAGAAGUUUGGAGGACGCCAGAUGUGAUUUUGUGAGAACUCAAACACCUCCAAUACGAAGUCCCACUCCCAAAAGAGUAAAUUUUUCACCCAUGCCGAGCCCUAGUUUUUCCCAAAUGAACGAGCCCUCUGAUCCCUCAUCAUCAAAAAUUAAAUCAAACAUAAGAAGUUUACUUCCAAAGUUAAGUUUUAAAUAUCGGAAUAGUACUUUGGAUAUUGAGAAGGCCGCCAUGCUAGCACUAGGAGGUUCAUCAGAAACAACAAAGCAAAAGCCGUUCAUUUCCAGGACGUUAUCUCUCACAAAGCUUUUUACACUCAGGACAAAGAAAACAUCAUCCUUACCUGUUACCCCUAUUGCACACUCAAAUCCGGAGUCUAUGCAUGGAGGAAGUAUAAUUAAUCCACCAAGUUCUGUUAAAAGGCCCAUUCAUCGGUCACGCUCUGUCCCUGUAAUUAGCAAAGACGGAAGCGUAAGGCAGUUGGAGUCUUUAGGUGGCCUGUUUCGUGUGGUUCCAAGUACUCCAAGAGCGGCUGAGGGGGCUGUCCCAAUAAUGAGAACAUCUUAUGCAUCACCCACAAAUGAUUCUGAUGGAAAUGAUGAUGGUGGUGAAGAUAUCCCUGAAGAAGAAGCCGUUUGCAGAAUCUGCUUGAUUGAACUGGGGGAAGGUGCUGACACCCUCAAGAUGGAAUGCAGCUGCAGAGGUGAACUUGCAUUGGCACACCAAGAAUGUGCUGUAAAAUGGUUUAGUGUUAAAGGUAAUAGAACAUGUGAUGUGUGCAAGCAGGAAGUUAAGAAUCUACCAGUUACCCUUUUCCGAGUUCAAAAUUCUCAGGCACUUGAUUCUCGAGGAGAUCAAACUCGGCAUGCGGAGGAUGUUCCUGUUCUUGUCAUUGUCAGCAUGCUUGCCUACUUUUGUUUUCUCGAGCAACUUCUGGUUGGAAAAAUGGGGUCUGGUGCAAUUGCCAUUUCUCUUCCAUUUUCCUGCAUAUUGGGCCUGCUUGCCUCCAUGACUUCAACCACAAUGGGUAGGGCUGACCUUGUAUCUCUUCAUAUGCAGGCUGUUCUAUGUGUUCUCCUUGCCACUUUUACGGGUUUCGGAGCUACAAUGUUCGGAAAUUCUGUUAUAGUUGAGAUGAUGAGAUGGAGGAGAAGAUGGCUUGCUCAGUCAAAUGAACAGCGUGGUUCUCUGGAUUUGGCACAACCACAACAACAGCCUGCUACGGUUAAUGAAACUCAAUCAGAUCACAUUCUUCCAGCUCUGACUCUGAGAAUAUCAACUGUAGAAAAGGAGAUGAACAGCCACACCAGCAAAUUCAAAUCAUAUUCAAACUGA